Coccinella septempunctata (seven-spotted ladybird) is the source of this 932-nucleotide messenger RNA. RefSeq lists its product as uncharacterized. The coding region runs from base 308 to 508 and encodes 66 amino acids. The record is from RefSeq and is a predicted model, not a curated record. Lineage: Eukaryota; Metazoa; Arthropoda; Insecta; Coleoptera; Coccinellidae. The transcript has 4 exons.
GUCUGUUAUGAGUGGUUGGUCCCAGUACAGCUUCACCUCCUCAUUCUCCAGGAUCUCUUUUGGUGAGUAUUUAUGGAUUGGUUGGGUCGUUCCGAGUAGUCCAUAUUUUUUGGCGAUGGCUUGAUGGUAUGCCUUUGCCAUGGAAUUGUGGCGGUCCGUGUAUUCUCUUGGUGCUAGAAUUGGACAGGACGACGUGACAUGUUGUAUUGUCUCGAGUGAUUGUGAGCAUUUGCGGCAUCUGUCGGUGGUUAAAUUUUUCCCUAUUAUAUUUUUCAGGUAUGCUCUGGUGGGUAUGACCUGAUCCUGUAUGGCCGUUAGUCUGCCUUCUGUUUCCGGGAACAGGGCUGUUGGGUACCUUCCAUGGAGUGCUCGGCCAUGCCAUAUCUCUGAUAGCUCUUGGAUGUUGGGGGGCGCAAUUGGAUCAUUGCUAGAUGACAAGUUUAGUGCUGUUACAUUGUCAUCUUCUUCAGAUAGCGCUUUGAAGAAAGAGUAUCGCAUAGAAUUAUAAGUUGCUGCCGAAGUUGUUCGUCGCGGGCCUUGAUAUGAUGUUGUGAUGUUAUGCGUGUCACUCGUUUGACAAUUUUCCUGGUCGGCGUGUUUUCCAUGGUGGCAUUUUCUCUUCUCUAGGUUUGGUUUCUCUACUAUACAGACGAAUUCCAUUCUCCUCACAUACUGUGAUCGCUCCCGCGUACACAGAGUCGAUAAGAUCUGUAAUGGUGGAAUCACUUCGUAUGCUGGAUUUUAUUACCGUGUUGGCUCUUUCAACGCUUUCUAGGAUUUUCCGUGAGCCUUUGAGUCUUGGUAUUUUCGGUCUAUCCUGCGUAGAUACUUUGGCAUACAUCUUCAUGUUUUUCUGGAAGAUUUUGUUGGUUUGGCUCCAUUGAGGGGUUAGUUCCAUUGGAUGUUCUGCAUAGGCUUCCUCAUUGUGGACA